Arachis ipaensis is the source of this 690-nucleotide messenger RNA. RefSeq lists its product as uncharacterized. The record is from RefSeq and is a predicted model, not a curated record. Lineage: Eukaryota; Viridiplantae; Streptophyta; Magnoliopsida; Fabales; Fabaceae.
AUGUUUGCAUCUUUUCACAUCAACAUUCCUUUCAUUGAAGCCCUCCAACAGAUGCUUUCAUACAUUAAGUGCAUGAAGGAGUUGCUAACCAAGAAAAAUCCAUUGAAGGGUGGACAAACAGUAGUGAUGAAUAAAAAAUGUAGUGCUCUUAUCCAAAAGGAACUACCCACAAAUAAGAAGGAUCCAGGGAGUUUCCACAUCCCUUGUGCCAUAGGAGACACAAUGAUAGAUAGAGGUUUUUGUGAUCUAGGAGAAAGUAUAAACCUAAUACCUCUGUCUCUCAUGAAAAAGCUACAAAUCAAUGAGUUAAAAUCCACUGAUGUGAUCCUUCAGCUAGUUGAUAAGAACCAAAAACAAGCACUAGGAGUAGUUGAAAAUGUACUGGUAAAUGUGGGGAAGUACUUCCUCCCUACAGAUUUUGUUGUUCUUGAGAUGGAAGAAAGUUAUCUUCAUCCAAUCAUUUUGGGGAGACCAUUCUUAGCAACAGCCAGAGCACUCAUUGAUGUUGAGCAAGGAGAGUUAAUAUUGAGAAUACAUGAUGAGCAACUUACCUUUCAUGUCUUCAAGCCCUCACAUGAAUCUGAACAAGAGAGCAAAAAGCUGGAGGAUUAUCAUAAUGAAGUGUUUUUGGAGGAAAUAAGCAGUGAAUCACAAGCAGAACCUCUGAAGACUUCAGUGGUAGAAAAAUAA